This is a messenger RNA of Thlaspi arvense, 976 nucleotides long. NCBI's taxonomy places the organism in Eukaryota, Viridiplantae, Streptophyta, Magnoliopsida, Brassicales, Brassicaceae. The record is from the annotation of a GenBank genome assembly.
AAGAGUAUAUAUAUAUUCAGUCAUAUAAUCAAAGUGACAUUUAUUAAAAAGUAUUACAAACGAUAUCGUUUUCUAUAAUUUUCGUCAAAUACCAACAAUAGUUAGCAUCCGUAAAAGCUGCCUUUGCUUGUGUGUUAGCCGAAGAACCAGUCCAACUCCUAAAUCUGAUUCUCAACAUCUCCUUUCUAUCUCUGUUAUUUCACGAGCCUCUAAAUCGUCCGAGAUCAUAUUGGUUCGUCAAAACGGAAGAUAAAUUCCGAAUCUUGGUGCAAGUAUCACAUAGAAGAACAUCAUUUCUAAAAGGUACCUUAACAUGGACAGAUUUGCUUUGUAGCUACACAAAGAUGACUACAAUCGAAACCGGUCAGAAAACUCAAAAGACUUCUGCUGCUGCUGCUACUCUCAAGCAGCCAUCGCCGUCGUUUAAAAGGUGGGGAAGGAGAAACCCAUUUGUAAGAUACGGACUUCCGAUGAUAUCUCUCACAGUUUUCGGAGCCCUAGGGCUAAGCCAACUUCUUCAAGGAAGUAAAGAUAUAGCAAAGGUAAAAGAUGACCAAGAAUGGGAGAUUAUAGAGACAAGAAAGGCGCUUUCGAGAACAGGACCUGUCGAUGCUUAUAAACCUAAAAACACAUCCAUUGAAGACGAACUCAAGGCUAUGCAAGGGAAGGUGGACAUAGACUCGUACGAGUACAAGAAAAUUCCAAAGCUAAACGAAAGCAAGUAGUGCCGAAGUGAAGUCUUUUAAGAUAUAAUAUCUGUAUCAGAAUCUUCUUUUCUUUUAAGUUUAACUUUGUAAUAACUCGUCACAUAAACGCCCAAGGAGAAAUCCAGUAAGUUUUGACCUUCAUAAACCAAGAACAGAGAUGUUUUUAAAAAAUUCAGCUGUUGAUAAUACAUGUGCUGAAUUACAAACUUCUAAAUAAGUUCUUUGCUUAAAGAACUCUUAGCAAAAUUAAACAUGAACAAUAUCUCUCG